Messenger RNA from Neurospora hispaniola, 6339 nucleotides. RefSeq lists its product as uncharacterized. Gene Ontology annotation, cellular component: cytoplasm. Gene Ontology annotation, molecular function: catalytic activity; phosphopantetheine binding. Gene Ontology annotation, biological process: amino acid activation for nonribosomal peptide biosynthetic process; secondary metabolite biosynthetic process. Lineage: Eukaryota; Fungi; Ascomycota; Sordariomycetes; Sordariales; Sordariaceae. The record is from RefSeq and is a predicted model, not a curated record. The transcript is spliced from 2 exons. The coding region runs from base 222 to 6317 and encodes 2031 amino acids.
CGCUUAUUUACCCCAUAUUGUGUAGUUCCGUCCAUUCGUUCAUCACUCAAGUCGAUCAUCGACGUCACCGUAUCUUCUAUCCUAUCUUACCCGUCCAUCGACGUAUCACAACAACACGCGCAAGAGCGGCAGUAAUACGCCUCUCUUUCCAACAUACCCACCGAGUCGAUAAUCCAGUACUCCCAAAAAGGAACCAGUGACAAGACACCACCACCAUCACCAUGCAGCAAGUCGUACAAGGAGCCCUCUCUUUUCUCGGCCUCAACGGCCAGAGCAGCAACACCACCAGUCACCUCUUCGACACACGAGGUCUGGAGACAAUAUCCAGGCCACUGUCCAUACCAACACAAAACGGCGUUUCCUUACUAGACGCAUCUCUCCUAGCAUGGCUGUUGCUUCUCCAGAGAGAGCGAGGAGAAGAUGAUCGGGUAGAAAACUUCAACUGGGGACGGAGAACAGCUGAUGGGGCGGAAACGUCGUCACAGUUCUCUGUCAAGGCAGUGUUGGGUUCUGAAGGGCUUGAUCAAACGGUGACUGUGAAGAAUGUACUUGAGGCGCUGAAGAAGGUCACCGGGCAAGAGGUGACAGAGGAGAACAGGACCUUGUUCUUCAAUGAUGGAAAGGAGGCGCCCGAGAAGAUCAAGGAAGAGGGAUAUGAGACUGCUCAGCGGCUGAACUGGAAAUUCCAACUCGAGCUCUUUCCCUCAGAAGACGCCGAGCAACAUGACCUCGCUCUCCAAGUCUACUGGUUCAAGAACGUUCUCGACGCUCUCACCACUUCCCAAGUCACCAUCCGCCUGAACGCCUUCACCGAGCUUCUCAACCUCAUCCUCUCCUCUCCCGAGACAACCUCCAUCUCCUCCCUCCUCGCCCCUCUCCCCUGCGAUCUUAAUCAGAUCUGGGCCUUCAACGCCGUCGUGCCCCCCUUGAUCGAUCGCACUAUGCAGGACAUCAUCUCCGAGCAAGCCGCCGCCAACCCCUCCAAGCCGGCCGUCUCCUCCUGGGACGGCGAGUUCACCUACGCCGAGGUGGAGUCCAAGUCCGACCUUUUGGCUCGCCACCUGGUCUCCCGCGGCGUUAAGCUCGGCGGCGUGGCCCCGCUCAUGUUUGAGAAAUCCCGCUGGACUAUCGUCGCCUUGCUGGCCGUAAUGAAAGCCGGCUCCGCAUUUGCUCUCACCGAUCCCACCUCGCAGCCUGAAGGCCGUUUGCGCGUGAUGGUCGAGCAGACCGGUGGCGACAUCAUCGUCGCUUCUGCUUCCCAGACUGAACUUGCAGAGGUCUGUCUCCCCUCUCCUUCUGGAGGAAGCAAAGGACAGGUCAUCACCGUCUCUGAUGAGCUAUUUACCAUCCUCUCUCAAACCCCCGAGCUUACCACGGUGACACUGCCCGUGAUCCCCACAGAAACAAGUCCCCUCUACAUCCAAUUCACCUCCGGCUCCACCGGCAAACCAAAAGGCGUCGUCAUCUCCCACGCCAACUACACCUCCGGCGCCCUGCCUCGCGCCGAAGCAGUCGGUUACAAGUCUUCUUCCCGCUGCUUCGAGUUCGCUUCCUACGCUUUUGACGUUUCCAUCGAUUGCAUGCUCUGCACCCUCGCUGUCGGCGGAACCAUCUGCAUUCCGUCUGACGCUGAUCGCAUGAACGAUCUCGGGGGCGCCAUUCUCAAGAGCGGAGCAAACAUGGCGCACAUGACUCCUUCCGUUGCUCGAGUGCUUGAUCCAGAAGUUAUCAAGGGUCUUGAUGUCCUUGGCUUGGGCGGUGAAGCAGUCUCUGCUGCUGAUGCAGCUGCUUGGUCGCGCGGCAAGACAUCGGUGAUUGUUGCGUAUGGACCGAGUGAAUGCACUGUUGGAUGUACCGUCAACAAUGUCUUUGCGAGAGACGAGGAGGCCAAGAAGAAGAAGGGGUUCACUACCGGAAACAUUGGCACCGGCGUUGGUGGAUGCGGAUGGGUCGUUGAUCCCAAUGAUCAUGACCGUCUCGUGCCCGUGGGAGCAGUGGGUGAACUGCUCAUGGAGGGCCCCGUCGUGGGACUUGGGUACCUCGGUGAAGAGGAAAAGACCAAGGAGGUGUUCAUCCAAGACCCCAAGUGGCUCAUUGCUGGGCAUGGCGAUGCUCACCCGGGCAGAAAGGGAAGGCUGUACAAGACUGGUGAUUUGGUCCGGUACGAUGCCGAUGGUUCGGGGGCUUUUGUCUUUGUUGGACGCAAAGAUGCACAGGUCAAGCUGAGAGGCCAGAGAGUGGAGUUGGUUGAGAUUGAACACCAUCUGCGUGCCAAGUUGCCAAGUGGUGUGAAGAUUGCUGCUGAGGUCAUCAAGCCUAGUGGUGGUGAUCCCACGCUGGUUGCUUUCCUGGCGGAGACGAGCUCAACGGGUAUCUCGGCCAAAGACGCCUUGCAGAGUGUUGUUGAGGGUGAGGUUAGCUUCUCUCCUGAGCUGCAGGCUGCGCUGGAUGGGAUUGAGGAGGUGCUGGGCAUUGAUCUGCCUAGGUACAUGGUUCCUAAUGCGUAUAUCCCCCUUCGUGAGAUGCCCUCGCUUGUGUCGGGCAAGAUUGAUCGCAAGACGCUGAGGGCUAUGGGAGCUGCGAUGACCAGGGAGCAAGUCUCUGGUAGUGCGAAGAGGGCCAAACAGGGUGGCGAUGGCGGUGCUCCUACUACCGAGAUGGAGAUUGCUCUUCACAAGGUCUGGAAGCAGUUGCUCGGUACCGAGCAGGAGAUUGCCGCUGGCGAUAGCUUCUUUACUGUUGGCGGUGACUCUCUCAGGGCCAUGAGACUCAUUGCUGCUGCCAGAGCGGAGGGCGUCAAGCUCACUGUUGCUGAUGUCUUCCGGUAUCCCGUCCUCAGAGACAUGGCUGUCGUCGCCACCAAGGUUGACACACAAGACGCGGAUGGCAAGGAUAGCAAUGAGGUUGCUCCCUUCUCUCUGCUUGAAAGCGACUGGGCUAUCGAAGACGUCAAGGCCGAGGCCAACAAGCACUGCGAUAUCGAUAAGGACGCCGUCGAGGACGUCUACCCCUGUACUCCCCUCCAAGAAGCGCUCAUGGCUUUGUCCGCCAAGGUCAAGGAAGCCUACGUUGCCCAGCGUGUGCUCAAAAUGGAAGGCCAAGCCGCCGCCGACAAGCUCAAGGCCGCCUUUGAAGCCAUCAACGCCGACUGCGCCAUCCUCCGCACCCGCAUCAUCCACUCCCCGCGCGGCCUGAUGCAAGUCGUCGUCAAGGAGCCUCUGCACUGGCACUCCGCCCCUACCCUCGCCGAGUACCUCGAGACCGACCGCAACGAAGAAAUGGACCUCGGCAAGCCUCUCGUGCGCUACGGCCUCAUCCAGGACGGCGACGCCUACCACUUUGUCCUGACCAUGCACCACGCUUUGUAUGAUGGCUGGUCCAUGCCCCUCGUCGUCGACCGCGUCAACCAGGCCUACCAGGGUCUCAUCCCGCGUAAGCCCGCCGCGGAAUUUAAGCACUUCAUCAACUACCUCAACAACACCCUCGACCGCGCCGCCUGCGACGCCUACUGGAAGGAUCAACUCGCCGGUGCCACCGGUUCGCAAUUCCCCGCCUUGCCAUUUGAGGGGUACCAAACCCGCGCCGACUCCCUCUGGGAGCUCUACGUCUCUCUCGACGGGCGCAAACCCCCUUCUUCGCCCAACACCACCAUCACCCUCGCCACCAUCGUGCGCGCUGCCUGGGCCCUGGUAGCCAGCCAAUACACAGCCGGCAACAACGACAUUGUCUUCGGCGAGACGCUCACGGGGCGUAACGCCCCCAUCGUCGGCGCAGAUGAGAUUGAAGGUCCCAUGAUCACCACCGUUCCUGUUCGCGUGUGUGUUGAUCGCGAGCAGACUGUCGCCGAGUACUUGCAGCAGGUAGCUGAACAAAUGAUCACGCAGAUCCCUUACGAACACGCAGGUCUGCAGCACAUCCGUCGCUUGUCCGACGACGCGCUGCAAGCGUGCGAGUUGAGGACGGGUAUUGUGCUGCAUCCUGCUGCGGGCGAGGUGGGCGUUACCGAGAACACGCCGGCGAAUGGACUGGUUCCGGCGGGUGAUAGCGAGGCGGCGCAGGAGGCGUUGAAGUUCAAUACGUAUGCGUUGAUGCUGGUUUGCUCGUUGGAGGCGGAUGGGUUCCUGGUCAUGGCGUCUUUUGAUUCCAAGACGGUGGAGAUGGGUGUGGUCAAGAAGGCGUUGGAUCAGUUGCAGGUGGUGGUGAGGCAGUUGUGUGAAGAGGGCAGUGGGGAGAAGAAGGUGGGACAGUUGGAGUGUUUGACGGAGAAGGAUCAGGAGGAGGUGAAGAAGUUGGUGGGUGCUACGAACCUCACUGCUGAGUCUGAUCCUUUUGUUGGGGGUAUCACUGCGGAGGAUGUGGAAGGGGUGUGGAUUGUUGAUGCUGCUGAUGCUGGCAGGCUGGUGCCCGUUGGUGCGGCGGGCGAGUUGGUUGUUGAGACCAUCAAGGAACUUGCUGCGCCUGUUACUCUUCUCGCUGAGAAACCGGCCUGGUACGAGGGAAGCAAGAAGCUAUACAAGACUGGUCAGCUCGCCAAGUUCAAGGUCGACGGCGAGUCUGCCUCCCUCUGCAUCCUUAAGGCUACCGAGCCCAAGACCGAGGUGGCCAAGAAGAAGGUUGCUUCCUCCGUCGCUCCCUCCGCUGUUGCUGCCACUUCGGCCAAGCAAAAGACACUGCGCAAGAUUUGGGCCAAGCUGCUCAAGGUCAAGGAGGAUAGCAUCUACCUCGGCGAUAGCUUCUUCAACCGCGGUGGCGACUCCAUUACUGCCAUGAAGCUGGUGUCGGAGGCACGCCAGCAGGGUCUCAAGAUUAGCGUUGCGCAGGUUUUUGCCAACCGCACGCUGUUCGACAUGGCCAAUGUCAUGCAAACCACCGGUGCCGUGGUUGACGCCUCGGAGAAGGUUGAGACCGAGUACAAGCCUUUCUCUCUGCUCGAGGACAACAACAAGGCCAGCGUCAUGGAGGUCGUCAAGAACAGUUUGGUCGACAAGUCGUGGACCAUCGCCGACAUCCUCCCCACCCGUCCCCUCCAGGAGAUCGCCGUCCGCGGCACCGUCGAGCUCCCCCGUUUCUCUCUCCGCUACGAGCUGAUGCACUUCAACGGCAUGGUUGACAAGGCCGCCCUCUUCCGCGCGUGCCACGAAGUCGUCGCACGCAACGAAAUCCUACGCACCGUCUUCGUCCGCGACGCUUCCAACACCUGCUACGGCGCCGUCAUCGACAACCUCAUCACCUCCAUCGCCGAGUACGAAAUCGACGCCGACGCCGACGUCAAGGACUUCGCCUCCCAAGUGUGCCGCCUCGAUUCGCAAACCCGCAUGCCAUACGGUUCCUCCUUUGUGAAAUGGUUCUUCAUCACCAACGGCACUUCCCAAUGCUCGCUCGCCUUCCGGCUAUCGCACGCCCAAUACGACGAGAUCUGCCUCCCCAUCAUGCUCCACCAGUUCCACCAACUCUACUUGUCUUCCCCAGAGUCUUCCAUCCCUCCUUCCUACCCCUUCUCCCACUUCGUCGCACACACCCUCCGCGACUCCAUCCCCGCCGCCAUUCCCUACUGGCGCAACCUCCUCUCCGGCUCAAGCGGAAUCACCCGCUUCCGCCCCUCCACCCCUAUUACAUCCCGUAAGCACUUCGCCAUCCACCGCGCCGUCAACAUCUCCUCCCGCUCGCGCGACGUCACCAUCGCGACCCUUCCCUCCGCCGCCUGGGCUUUGGCUCUCGCUCGCCACGUGGGUGGUCCAGACGUCCUCUUCGGCGAAGUCUCCUCCGGUCGUUCCGUCGACGUCCCUGGCAUCAAGGACACCAAUGCCGUCACUGGCCCGACAUGGCAAUACGUACCUGCCCGAAUCCAAUUCAACAACGCGUCCAAACCUCUUCGUACAGGCCACGAUUUGCUGGUGGAGAUGCAGACGCAGCAUAUGGCUUCUUCAGCGUAUGAUUGUAUGGGGCUGGAAGAGAUUGUCAAGACUUGUACGGAUUGGAAACUGGAAAAAGAUAUGUGGUUUGAUACUGUGGUGCAUCAGGAUGUGGCGCAUGUGGAGAAAUUGGAGUUUUCCUCUGUUUCUGGGGAUGGGGGAGAGGAAAAGAAGACUGGAGCAAAGGCGGAGUUUGAAACGAUGUAUUGCUUUGAGGAACCGUUGAGGGAGUGGAAGGUGCAGGCUUUUAGGGAUGAGAAGGGCGAGGAGAUGGUGUUGGAGAUUGUCACGAUGGAGUGCUGGAAGGAGGAGGCGGAGGUGGUGUUGGGAGAGGUUUGUGAGGCGUUGAAGCAGUUGGUGGAGAGGCCUUGGGAGGAGUUGGAUGUUGCGAGGUUGGAGGAGUAGGCUUGAGUUUGCUAAGCGGUGA